Hevea brasiliensis (rubber tree) is the source of this 1118-nucleotide messenger RNA. Its product is annotated as major latex allergen Hev b 5. The record is from RefSeq and is marked validated. Lineage: Eukaryota; Viridiplantae; Streptophyta; Magnoliopsida; Malpighiales; Euphorbiaceae.
AGCAAGAUUACAGAUGUACAAGUACAACUAGACACAUACACUUAUAUAUGUCCUGUGUCAGAAUGACAACUGCAAAGAUUCUCCACAGUUUCACUCCUCUCAUUCUUAUGAACUAAGCUAUGCAUUUCACAUCUCUAUAAAUAGCUCUCAUAUCGAUCAUCUCUUCACUUCACUCCCUAGCAUUCUUCCUCUCCUUAAAACCAUCUCUAUAUAUUCUUUCAAGCUUACACACAUCCUUCAUUUUUGCUUUCCAAAUGGCCAGUGUUGAGGUUGAAUCAGCUGCAACAGCAUUGCCAAAGAAUGAGACACCUGAGGUGACCAAGGCUGAGGAGACGAAGACCGAAGAACCUGCAGCACCACCUGCCUCUGAGCAAGAAACCGCCGAUGCUACACCUGAAAAAGAGGAACCUACAGCUGCUCCCGCAGAACCGGAAGCUCCAGCUCCUGAAACCGAGAAGGCUGAAGAAGUAGAAAAGAUUGAGAAGACCGAGGAGCCUGCACCAGAAGCAGAUCAAACCACUCCAGAGGAAAAGCCAGCUGAGCCUGAGCCUGUUGCAGAGGAGGAGCCCAAACAUGAGACCAAAGAGACUGAAACAGAGGCACCUGCAGCUCCUGCAGAGGGAGAGAAGCCAGCUGAAGAAGAGAAGCCAAUUACUGAAGCAGCAGAGACAGCCACCACAGAAGUUCCGGUGGAAAAAACAGAGGAAUAAAUAGGUCUAUUAUGCAUAUCAAAGAAAGGGGGGGAUCGAGUUCCUGUUAUUUAUUAUAUUUUCUUUAUUAAUUUAUGAUUAUGAUUAUUAAGGAUCGAUUUGGAUGGUUUUGGAGAAUAGAACCUAGAGUCAGUCUUUGAGCAAAAACUGGGAUCCAUCUAUGUCGAUCAGGGCACUUGCCAGAGAUGAGUUACUGUGAAGUCUACAUGGAUUAUGGUAUGUAGAUGGUUAGUGAUAUUUAUGGUGUGAUGUGAUGAUGUGAUUUGUUGUUUUGAUAAUAAUGAUGUCUCUUGCCAAUUAGUGUUUGUGCUUUCAAAUAAGUGUGUAUUAGGUUUAUAAUUUCGGUUUAUUAUUUUAUUAAAAUAAUAUAAAUUAUAAAUUCUCUUUUUGUUAUAUAUUAAUACCAAA